UAUUAUUGAUAAUAGCCGAAAAUGAAUAGCUAAUUGUGAUCUCACAUAUGUAACAAAUAUACUGACAUUAUAUAAAAUAUUACCAUCGCUGCCAUUCGACACACAAUUGACUUAUGAUCAUAGCGCUAUUAAUGGCGCGAAUAUAAUGCAACGUACAAAGUUCGCUUUGAAAUGACAUCAGAUGACUGUACAUAACGUACAAUGACUACAAAUAUGCCAUAUCAUUGUUAGGUAACAGAUUUCUUAAGCAACUUAAAAUCUGUGACAUAUGAACAUUGUAUCAACAUGGAUCCUGGAUUAAAGGCUGAAGUAGUACUCUCAGAAUCAAAUAGAAAAUCUUUCAUUGAGAAGUUCAAGAAAUAUCAGAUACCUAAGGUAGAAGAAGCUGUCCCAGAAGCUGCUGUUUUAGUUCCAUUAUGUAUGCACAAUGGAGAACUUGGUCUCUUGUAUACACUGAGAUCCAUGAAACUCACAACCAAUAGAGGACAGGUAUCCUUUCCUGGUGGUAAACGAGAUAAAGAAGAUGCUGAUUUGAUAGAGACUGCUCUACGGGAAACCUGGGAAGAGCUGAAGAUUCCCAAGAAGAAGAUUGAUGUGUGGGCCAAAGGGAACACGAUUGGAAAAUAUGAUAUCAAUGUUACACCUGUACUGGCUUACAUUGGUGAGAUUGUGGUGGAAGAUCUGGAGAUAAAUCCUGAUGAAGUAGAAGAAGCGUUUGUAAUUAGUCUACAAAAACUCUGUGAUCCUGAAUUAUUUCGUUUUACACGUUUCCAAAAUAGAUUGAUUUUACCGAGUUAUUUGGGUGGUAAGCAUCGUGUUUGGGGAUUCACUGGUGCGAUUACUCACAUAAUACUUGAAUGCUUAAUACCAGACAUUUACAAAAACAAACUAUCUUUUGUACAGCAUAAAGUAGUAAACGAAUCUAUACCGAUCGAAACUGAGAAAAAGUUAAUUAAUCAGAAAAAUACUAUGUCAAAAAUAUAAAGAUGGAGAUAGAC
Harpegnathos saltator (Jerdon's jumping ant) is the source of this 998-nucleotide messenger RNA. Its product is annotated as nucleoside diphosphate-linked moiety X motif 8. Gene Ontology annotation, molecular function: coenzyme A diphosphatase activity. The transcript has 3 exons. The record is from RefSeq and is a predicted model, not a curated record. NCBI's taxonomy places the organism in Eukaryota, Metazoa, Arthropoda, Insecta, Hymenoptera, Formicidae. The coding region runs from base 286 to 984 and encodes 232 amino acids.